CCACCAGCAACAACAACAACAACAUCCAUCUCACAUCCCAGGCAAUUUCUCCUUUUAAAAAAGCCACCACUACCGCCAAAAAUUAAGGAACUCAAAUUUUCUCUUCUUUUCUAUAAUAUGACCGAGUUCUUAUUGUUGUUUUCAAAGCAAAAGAAAAAAGUUUAUGUAUGUAAUAUUAUAUAUCACCCUACCCUAGUACACUUCUAUAUCCCCUCAUCCAUUAUGUAUUAUCGCUAUAUAUAUCAUACCCGCUUGCUCAUUCACACAUUCUCUUGCCUUUCCCAUAUGGCUUUGUAUACGCUUUUACCCUUUGUAUUGUAUUGAAACAAGCUUUUGUAUUUUCUGCAUGCUAGCAUUCUAAUGGCGUGUAUUUACUUAAAUUGUCAUCAUACACUGACUAUUGACUGCUCAAAAAAUAAAAUAAAAGAAAAACCUUUCUGCAAC
Messenger RNA from Zychaea mexicana, 444 nucleotides. RefSeq lists its product as uncharacterized. The transcript has a single exon. Lineage: Eukaryota; Fungi; Mucoromycota; Mucoromycetes; Mucorales; Lichtheimiaceae. Bases 118 to 324 code for a protein of 68 amino acids. The record is from RefSeq and is a predicted model, not a curated record.